This is a messenger RNA of Leucoraja erinaceus (little skate), 1656 nucleotides long. RefSeq names its product deleted in malignant brain tumors 1 protein-like. The coding region runs from base 739 to 1656 and encodes 305 amino acids. NCBI's taxonomy places the organism in Eukaryota, Metazoa, Chordata, Chondrichthyes, Rajiformes, Rajidae. Gene Ontology annotation, cellular component: membrane. The record is from RefSeq and is a predicted model, not a curated record. The transcript has 5 exons.
GAAACCUUUCCACACAGAGAGUUGUGAAUCUGUGGAAUUAUCUGCCACAGCAGGCAAGUUAAUUCCCGGGAUGGUCGGACUGUCAGAUGCUGAGAGAAUGGGGCGGCUGGGCUUGAACACUCUGGAGUUUAGAAGGAUGAGAGGGAAUCUUAUUGAAACAUAUAAGAUAAUUAAGGGUUUGCACACGCUAGAGGCAGGAAACAUGUUCCCGACGUUGGGGAAAUCCAGAACCAGGGGCCACACAGUUUAAGAAUAAGGGGUCGGCCGUUUAGAACGGAGACGAGGAAACACUUUUUCACCCAGAGAGUUGUGAGUCUGUGGAGGCCGGUUCUCUGCAUACUUUCAAGGGAAAGUUAGAUAGGGCUCUUGAAGAUAACGGAGUCAGGGGAUAUGGGGAGAAGGCAGGUACGGGGUACUAAUUGGGGAUGAUCAGCCAUGAUCACAGUGUAUGGCGGAGCUAGUUCGAAGGGCCGAAUGGCCUCUACUCCUGCACCUGUUGUCUAUUGUCUAACUAGGAUUUAAUUUGGCUGAGUUUUAAGCAUGCUUAUACUGGGCCUAAGGGCCUGUGCCUGUAUUAAACUGUUCUAAGAUCUGUGUCAUCUUUUCUCUACAGGUACCUUAACCUAUCAAAAAGACUUUACAUCUGAAUGAUGAUAUUUACAGUCUUCUUGGCCAUUGCUGCCUUCGGAGUUAAGAACGGAUUUGGUUCUGAAGAUGUGUUGUUGGUCAGGUUGACCAAUGGGACAUCUCCAUGCUCGGGGGAGGGUGGAGAUCUUCCACAACCAGUCGUGGGGUACGGUGUGCGAUGACUACUGGGACCUUGCUGACGUGGUGGUCGUGUGCCGGCAGCUGGGCUGCGGCUUUGCCGAGCUCGCCCACGGCUCGGCAACCUUUGGGUCCGGCACGGACAACAUCUGGCUGGACGACGUCAGGUGCGAUGGCAUGGAGCAGAACCUCGGGGAAUGCACCUCCCAACACCUCGGCAAACACAACUGCCACCACCGGGAAGAUGCAGGAGCCGUCUGUAAUCGCGAUCAGCCUCCCAAGCCGACCCUGUCCCUCAGCAGAAGCGCGGACGUGUUGGUGAGGGGUGAGGAUAUUCUGAUCUACUGUGGAUCUCUGGGGUUCUACAACAACGCCGCAUUCUACCUGUACCGUGAGGGGCAGAGUAGUCCCAUCGCCUCCAGGACUCCCACAUCCAGAGGCAACUCGGCAGCCUUUCUCUUGACGAAUGUCAACGAGGGCCAGGAAGGGAACUACUCAUGUGGAUAUGACGUUGAAGAAUCUGGCAGAGUUUUCACCUCUGCUCGGAGUCAAUCUCUCACCAUUGUGGUGAAAGAUCAACUCAAGGGUCCAAAGAUUCGUGAUAAUGCCCGGGCCAGCAUUCUAGUCCGUGGCCAAUCGCUGGAGAUCACUUGCGAAGCUCCAAUCUUUCUCUCGGGCUGCCGUUUUCACCUCCACAAGAGAGGAGACGACAGUUUCAAGGCAUCCAUGGUGGCAACUGCUCGCUCCAACUCCGUCACGUUCCAAAUCUCUGAUAUAACAUCCCGGGAAGAAGGGAACUAUUCGUGUGACUACCAAGCAGAGAUAGCCGGAAAGUUUUUUAACUCAACUCCAAGCUUGGAUCUCAAGGUUGAAGUCAUUGGUGAGAUAUAG